Molecule: messenger RNA, 2943 nt
Organism: Daphnia carinata
Lineage: Eukaryota; Metazoa; Arthropoda; Branchiopoda; Diplostraca; Daphniidae
Exons: 15
Coding region: 84-2933 (949 amino acids)
Source: RefSeq, a predicted model, not a curated record
GAUGUCGAGUACAGUCGUCAGUUAUGUGAUGUUAAUUUCUGCUCAGUUAAGUUAGCUUUUUCUCUUAAACGAUAUCUUACAAGAUGAGAAAGACUACUUUCACGUCGUGGGAUGAGAAGCAGUGUGUUCGAUCAUUAAUUGCUAUCUGCCAGUUGGUAAAGACGAAUGAUUUGACUUUCGUAUUGGGUAAUCUCGGUCGAUUGUCUGGACGCUUUUACGAACGAGCUCUUGAUCCUGUUUACCAGUCUGAGUUAACAGCAACCGAAAAUUUGGAACUGGAAAGGGAAUUUGCAGCCCUGUGUGAUUGGUUUCAAAAUGGCAAAGAAAGUAUCCCCAAAUGUAAUAUGCAAAUCAAUGCUAAAUUGCAGAUCAGCAUUUUGCACAUAGCUCGUUAUAUUUUGGUGAAAACAAGUAAAUUUCCGCGUGACCAUCAUUGGACUUGUAACGUGGUGAAAUUGGCGCUGGAAACUGCCAUCUGUUGCCGUGACACUAAGCUUUGGCUAGAAAUGGAAUGGUGUUUGAAUGAAGUUGGUUUUCAUCAGCAACGGUUUCCGCUGUUGGCAGAGAUUCCAAUAGAGCUUCGAGCACCAUUCCUUUUGAAUAGCUAUUUGCUACCAGUACUUUGGCUACUAUGGAUUCAUGACUGCAAUAUCGGUAGUGAUGAAGCCUUAAACCGCUUUAUUAUACCUCUUGACUCAAUGGAGCUAACCAUCCAACAAGCGGCCCUCGUCACCAAAAUAUGUUUUAACAUUGGACUUGACCGCUUCAAUCGAGAAGAGUACGAAAUCGCAGCUGUCUGGAUGAAAACUUCCUAUUGCUUCGCGACCAGCAAAUUACCAAGGAGCGGACGUGGUCGAAUAUCUUCUAGCAAAUCCUUGCUCUUAUUUGCUAUAUGCCUCUACAAAACAGACCCGCUGCAUUAUCGUGAAAAAAUUAUUCAUACAUUAGACUCCACAGGUGAUAGCUUAGCCUUUGCCGAGCUUCGAUUUCGGACCUUUAUGCAAGGCAAACCUCCUCUGCCACAUGUAAUUCGUUGUUCCUUGAAAAUGUUUUCUAUUUACAUCAGCCAAGAACUCUCGCAGUUACGAGUAAACGUCUUUAAGGUGUUCAAUGAACUAGAGCGCAAUGGGCAUUCUCAAGCGAUGGUAGAUUUGCUCAAUGCCAUCCCUUGGCACACCAGCAGUAGAUCAACGUUAGAAGUGAAGAUAGCACAAAAUCUAUUGCCACACAUUAAAUGGAUCUGUGCCGAAAUUGCUCUUCGCUUCUGUAUCCAAAAUCAUUUUCAAAGUGGCUGCUAUCAGUGGUUAGAAGAACUAACAUAUUGGAAUCCAUCUGAACAUGUGAAUUUGGAAUCUCUUACGUGCAUUCUGACCCUCGGACAGACGGAAGCCAUGAAGCUGAAUUGUCAUUACCUUGCUCUAAAAUGGUUUCGUAUCCUUGUCAAAAUCACUUGCAUUCAUGGUGGUCCAUCUUCUGUCGUUGUCAACGCUAUCCGCUAUGCACUCUCGCAAAACUCUUCGCAAGGGUUAUUCACUCUUACAGAGAUAUGCCGCGAAGUACCAAAUUUCGAUAUCCAAAUUCUCCGCUUUAAGCUGUUAGUUGCGGUUUUAAGUGGCGAUUCUGGUAACGCUAUCAAAACUUGUUUGGAACUUGAUGUUUGUUACAAGAAGGAAGAGGAUCUGGAAUCUGAGUUUUCGGAAGAAGGCUUGGAUACCCUAGAGAUGUGCGCCCUUGUUGCUUUAAAGGACGUCGGUCUGAUUGAAAUUGUUUUACACGUUCUUGAUGCCAUAAUGCACGAGAUACGGAAAGGGGAGAUCAGGCUGCUGGUUCGCGUCAUUCGUUUCCAUCUGAAGAUCCUAUUCUGCCCUACCAUUAGCAAUUUGGCGAAAAAUGACCUAAGACUUCAACACAAGUGCAUUGAUAAUUUGAUCUCUACCCUUAUAAAUGCCUAUCGCGAACUACGGGACAGUAUAGAAUCGCCUGAAGGACCACAUGAUGGUAACGGGCUAGAGCUAUGGUUUGGCAACUUAGCAUGGUCUCUAGGACGGAAACUUGGUCAUGUCCCAGCGUUUUCACGGCACCAGUUUUUUAAACUUUCUUACAAAAUGCUCAGUUUGACUCCUGAAAAGGAUGAGGAGAUCAAGGAAAGAAUUGUUAUGUCAAUUACCUUGGCAGUUGCUGCUGGGAUCAACUGCAUGGCUCAUCAGCACUAUCGAAAGAUUCUGAAAAUCUGUCUUGACGUUAUUGGAGAAUUCCCAAAAAACGGCGCUCCAAAACCCAUUCAACUUCACUUUUACGAGUUCUAUAUUCUAUGUGAACUUGAAGAAAUCAAUAGGAUGUGGGAAAUUUUGCGGCAACACGAAUCAAACGAAAAAAUGAAAGGCGAUUCUAACUUUUUCACAGGAUUAGCAGCGCUAGCUUCGAAUACUAGAUAUCACUUCCUGCGCCAAGUUCUGCCGCCCAUUGAAUGCCACCAGCUUCCAUCGGAGGUACUUCACCGCGAAUUUAAUUUGCAAGCGCAACUCACUUGCAUUGCUAUUCAUUGCCUAAAACUGUCAAACCACAUUUUGGCUAAAUCAGUUCAACCCUUGCCCAUUCAGGGAAUGGUACAACUCUGGAAAAAGAUCAUCGAAUUCUCUUCUAAUAAUGUUCAUUUCCAAGAAAAAAAUGAGAAAGACCAUUUGAUUUCAUGUGAAGAAUAUCGAGUUUUUAUAUCUAACAACCACCAACAUGUUAAUUCGUCAGAAAUUUCUUUCUUUUUUAACUAUGUUUGGAAUGUGACUGUUGAGACCAGAAUUUUUAAAGGAGAAAAGGCGGCACAAAGAUGGUUGGAGUUACUUAAAGAUGUGAGCUUGUUCUCAGUGGAACUACAAAAGCUGAGUCGGUCUCUUCUGAAAGAUUUACAUUACAAGUGCAGUGAUAUUUGGAUUUAGUUGCCCCAUC